Molecule: messenger RNA, 8830 nt
Organism: Pogona vitticeps (central bearded dragon)
Lineage: Eukaryota; Metazoa; Chordata; Lepidosauria; Squamata; Agamidae
Gene: TET2
Product: tet methylcytosine dioxygenase 2
Biological process (GO): myeloid cell differentiation; chromosomal 5-methylcytosine DNA demethylation, oxidation pathway; positive regulation of transcription by RNA polymerase II
Cellular component (GO): nucleus
Molecular function (GO): DNA 5-methylcytosine dioxygenase activity
Source: RefSeq, a predicted model, not a curated record
CUCGUUCACAUGGCAGUCACGUCCGUCGCUGGGGCUUCGUGGAGUGAUGAGGGAACAGACGUCAAAACGGCCUUAUGAAUAUUGAUACGGAGGCUAGGCUGCUUUCGUAAAGGAGCAGAAGGAAGCAAGAUGGCUGCCCUUUAGGAUUGGGUAGAAGGGAAGACCGGAUUGCUGUGGCUGGAUCCUGCGAGGGCUGAGGGGACGCCGGCAAAGAGAUACAAUAAGAGGGCAGCCUUGUGGAUGGCCCCAGAAUAGGCCAGAUGGAACAGGAUAGAACCAACCAUGUUGAAGGCAGUAGUCUGAGCCCAUUUCUAAUACCACCUCCUUCUCAUGUUUGCCAGGCAGAACCUUUCUCAGUGAAGCUGCAGAAUGGAAGCCCAUCCACAGAUAAGUCUCACAUUGAAAUGAAUGGCAACCACACAUGGCUGCAUUUCAAAGCCAACUACGGAACAAAGCAUGCUGUGAAAGGAAAUGGAAAUAAUCGAAUAAGUCCUGAUCUUGUGCAGGAAAAGAAAAAUUGUAACAGAUAUAUGCAAAACGGUGGGAUAAAAAGGACUUUUAGUGAGCCGUCUCUGUAUGGGCUUCACCAGAAUAAGAAACUCAGACAAGAUGAAGAUGCAAAAGGAGAAAAAGAUACCUCAUUAGAUGGCAGCAGGCAACCAGGUGCUUCUUCUACAUGCAGCGAGAAAAACUUUACGGGUUUUAAUGUGGAACAAAAUGCAGCUUCAGUUCUUAUGCAGUCUUCAAGAUACAACUGUGGUGCUUCAGAAUCUCCCCAUGCUCCCCAAAUUCAGAAUGAACAGGAGAGCCAAAAUAUUAAUUGCCACAACAGGGACUUUGUCUUGCUACACAAGAACAAGACAGUGCCAAUGCCUAAUGGUGCUAUCGUUUCUGCCUCUUCUAUGGAAACCAUGCAUGGUGAACUCCUGGAGAAAACGCUCUCUCAAUAUAAUCCAGACCAUGUUUCCAUUGCAAUGCAAAAAAACACAUCUCUUACAAAUGCCAUAAACACUCGGGCUAUGAACGAGUUGGCUUGUGGCACACCGCAUUCAUCCCAUACCUCAGGGCAGAUCAGCUCCCCACAAACCUCAAACUCUGAGCUGCCUCAGGUGCUAGGUUCUGUGGCUACUGAUAUCCACAGUACAGAAGGUUCCAAUAAACUACCCACAUUGCCACCAUGCUACACGUUUGAGAAUUCAGAGCUUCAGUUAGAGCAGCAAAAGAUGGAAAACACACACCAGUCACCUACAGAGAACAUUGAGGCUCCGGGAAACAUGAGGCAGGUUCACAGUUCAGACUACGCACUUGUCAAUCAAGAUUUUUCAGUAAAUCCCCACAGCAACCUGAAAGAUUUAAACGAUAACUCAGAGAAAUUGCCAGAGCCAGGAGAAGAAAAUGGUGGUUUAUUCCAACAAGAUCCCAUGUUCAAGGAUUCGUUUACGGCACCUCCAGUUGCAGCUUCUUCUCCUGCGCUAGAGAUACACAGUAUUCUAUCCUCUGGAGCUUCAGAAAAGCAUAAUAACCCUUCUGAGACCCAGAGUCAGGAGACUCAUUAUAGAGAAGGAAAGAAUGGAGAGCAGCAGCUACAGGCAGAAUUUGCAACACAAAUGCCUGACUUUUGCCAACAAGCACUUAGUUCUCAACAGAGUCUUCAACAAGAUGUUCAGAUUUCUAAGCCACCUGUCAGAGAAAAGGAUCUGGUGCUCCCUGCAAUGGCAUCAGGCAUUAAAGAACAGUAUCCCAAUGAAAUGCAGGCAAAACUGGAGGGUCAAAUUGAAGACGAACAAAUAUUAGGAAGCAGUAAAGAGUUACAAUACCACUUUCAGCACCUCUUGGGCCAAAUUAAUCAGGAGAGUCUAGCUGACAAUGAAAAAGUUCGAGUGAACAAUCAAUUUCAACAGGCAAAGCCUCGUUUGCAACCUUUGUGGACAGGAAUGACUUCCCCUCACUUUCGACCCGGUGAGUCUCCCCAAAAAUCAAAUGAGGUGCUCUUGAGGACUAUGCUUCAGCUCCAGUCAAGUUCAACAGAACAGCUACAUCCAAAACGAUAUUCUGAGAGCCCCGAUGUGUCACAAGGGAUUACAGGACAGACCUGUUACCAGGAUGUCACACAAUGUGAGCAAAUACCAGCACUAUACAAGAGCGAGCCAAUGCAACUGCCUACUCAUCUGACAAAUGACCAGCAAAUGCAGUUCCAAAAGCACUCAUCGUCUCCUUCAAAGAUGGAGACUCUGUUGAAAUCUCAUGAACAACAACACAAUGUAAAGCACUUCCACUUCCAGGCACAAGAAGAACACCGCAGUGAACAGCCUUUGAAGGUUCAGUCAAAGUCACAGCACUUAAAUCCUUCACCACUGGAGAAUGAGCAAUUCGUGCAUUCUCAUAUUUUGCAACAGAUGCUCCAGGCUCAGCCAAUGCAACUAUCAGAGACUCCACAACUGGCCUUGAACUCUCAGCAGCCAGAACUAAAAAUGAAGAACAGAGAACUUCCCCAGAUCAUUUCCCAUUCCCGUAGCACUCCAGAGCAACACCGUGAAAGGACAACAUUUAGUCAGCUUAAAUUAGAGGAAUGUUUUGAAUCAGCAAGCAAUUAUUUCAAAUCAGUGGAGCUCCCAGUUCACCCCCCACAAACCAGACUAGAACAGGGAUCAAGUAUAAACAACAGAGAUGCCCUUUACAAUAAUGCGUUCAAAGCAAAUGCUGCUCCAAAGCAUUCCUCCUACCCAAACAAUAUGCACUUAAUUUCUGAGAAUAAGGAAAAGCCUAUGAACACUGAGCUGUUUACAGAAAACAUAACCCUUAACUUACAGCAUAUGCAAUAUUAUCCAAAUAGUAUGGGCCCCAAACAAGACGUCUCCCAGUGCUUUCAGGAACAAAAGCCCCAGUCUCCCCCAGCUUCAGUUCUCCAAGUACCCUUCCAGCAAACACAGGCAUGUUCUAAUUCAACUGCCAACAUGUGCAGCCAGCAACCUACCCAUCCUCAACAAGCAUAUUUAUCAUAUAGUCAGCAGGUAACCUCUCAUGCCCUGGAUCAAAGGGAGAUCCAUCAUCCAUCUCAACCCCACAAGGAUUUUCAGAAGCAUGCUGCUCUUCGGUGGCACAUCUUAAACAAGCAAGAGCAACAGAUUAACCAAAACAAACAUGAGACAUGUCAUCUUAUGACCCACAAGUCCAUCAAAUCUGAAGCUGGGUCCAAGGUGAACCCCUGCCUCCCUCCAUUGGCAGGGCAGUUGGAAAACAAAACAUGGAAGAAAGCAAUCAAACAAGAGGCUCAGCAUUUUGGUUGUGAGAGCAUGCAACAAAAGAGCAUCAUUGAAACCAUGGAGCAGCAGCUGAAACAGAUUCAGGUCAAAACACUCUUCGAUCACAAGUCCCUUACUAUCAAAUCACCAAAACAUGUGAAAGUUGAAAGUUUAGGACCCAUCACUAUUCUGUCAAGGAAUUCCAGUGCUGCAGAAUUUCAUGCUUCCUCCUUAGAUCAACAGGCCUUUCAUUCUAAUGAAAAAACACCAACAAAAAGAACUGUUGGAACAGCUCUCAAUCAUUUUUUAGAGUCACCUUCCAAGUUAUUUGAUAGUCCUGUGAAAAACCUACUAGAUACACCUGUCAAAACCCAAUAUGAUUUCCCUUCCUGCAGUUGUGUUGAACAGAUCAUUGAAAAAGAUGAAGGCCCUUUCUAUACCCAUCUAGGAGCUGGUCCUAAUGUGGCUGCAAUUAGACAAAUAAUGGAAGAACGAUAUGGACAGAAAGGCAAAGCCAUAAGAAUAGAGAAGAUUGUCUAUACAGGGAAGGAAGGCAAAAGUGCCCAAGGAUGUCCUAUUGCUAAAUGGGUAAUUCGUAGAAGCAGUACUGAAGAGAAACUCCUUUGCUUGGUACGGGAGCGUGCAGGCCACACCUGUGAAGCGGCAGUGAUCAUUGUGCUCAUCCUGGUGUGGGAAGGGAUUCCACGAAGCCUGGCAGACAAACUGUAUUCAGAACUCUCUGACACUUUAAGGAAAUAUGGCACGCUCACCAAUCGCCGGUGUGCUCUAAACGAAGAACGAACAUGUGCAUGCCAAGGUCUUGACCCUGAGACGUGUGGUGCAUCUUUUUCCUUUGGCUGUUCAUGGAGUAUGUACUACAAUGGAUGCAAGUUUGCCAGAAGCAAGAUCCCAAGGAAGUUCAAAUUAUUAGGGGAUGACCCAAAAGAGGAAGAAAAGCUAGAAUCCAAUCUUCAGACACUGUCAACGCUGAUGGCUCCCACGUAUAAGAAACUGGCACCAGAUGCAUAUAACAACCAGAUUGAAUAUGAACACAGAGCACCUGAGUGUCGUCUGGGUUUAAAAGAAGGUCGCCCAUUCUCCGGGGUCACUGCCUGUUUGGAUUUUUGUGCUCAUGCUCACAGGGACUUGCAUAAUAUGCAGAAUGGAAGCACAUUGGUAUGUACUCUAACCCGAGAAGACAAUCGUGAACUUGGCCAAACACCAGAAGAUGAACAACUUCACGUGCUCCCUUUGUACAAAGUAUCUGAUGUUGAUGAAUUUGGAAGCGCAGAAGGGCAGGAGGAGAAAAAACAGAAUGGCAGCAUCCAGGUCCUUACUUCUUUUCGCCGAAAAGUAAGAAUGCUGGCUGAACCUGUGAAGACUUGCCGGCAAAAAAAGCUGGAAGCCAAAAAGGCAGCAACUGAGAAGUUGGCUUCCAUGGAGAAUGGAUCUAGUAAACAUGAGAAAGAAAAAUCAGCCGCAGCACGUCAGAAGCAGGCCAGCUCAGAGGCAUCAGCUCAUGCAAAACAGUUAGCAGAUCUGUUGCGUCUUUCAGGACCAGCUAUGUCACAGCAGCAGCUCUAUCAGCAUUCGCAUCCGCAUCAUGCCCUCCCUACUAAACCUCAGUCAAAUCAUAUCAACUCCUACUCUUCUUCUGCCCCCACAAACCUCUACAUGGGUCUACCUAAUCCAGCCAAUCCAUAUCCAAACUCUUCACAUGCUUCAGGUCCUUAUGGUGGGUCCAGCCCCAUGAACAUCUACCCAACCUCUUCACAGCCUACAGGAGCGUAUUUGAAUUCUUCCACUCUCAUGAAUCCCUACAACCAAUAUCCCCAUUACCAAUGCAAUGGAAACUUGCCUAUGGACAACUGUUCCCCCUACUACAGUUCCUAUUCCAACCAGCCUCAGCAUAUGGACUUGUUUAGGUAUCAGACCCAAGACUCUAUAUCUAAACUAAGUCUACCUCCUAUUCAUACAUUAUAUCAGCACAGGUUUGGAAAUAACCAGAACUUUGGCCCUAGGUACUUGAAUUAUGGAAACCAAAAUGUGCAACUAGAUGCUUUCAACAGUUGCACCAUUAGACCAAAUGUGCAGCAUGCAAGUUCUUUUCCUUCUUACUCCACCCAUGAAGUUGAAGAUCCUUUUAUGGACAUUGCUUCUAGACUCAAAUCUAAUCUAAAUAAGCCAGGCAUAGAUUACCUGAAUAAAAAUGGUGACCAUCUGUAUCCCCCUCCACACCUAACACAGGACUACCACUCUGCUGCAAGCAUGUUCAAUGGUCCUCAUUCAAUCCACCUUCAGAACAAGGAUAGUCAAGCAGCUAAUGGGUUGUCAAACAUGUUUCCAGGUCUUAACCACAACAGAACUUCUUCCCAAGAAGGCAUGAAUAAAACUGAGGUGCUUAAUCAUCCAGAGGAUCCUGAUGAGGUCUGGUCAGACAAUGAGCAAAGUUUUUUGGAUCCAGACAUUGGAGGUGUGGCUGUUGCUCCAUCUCAUGGGUCAAUCCUCAUAGAGUGUGCAAAACGUGAACUCCACGCAACCACCCCAUUGAAAAACCCCAAUAGGAACCAUCCCACAAGAAUAUCACUUGUAUUUUACCAGCACAAAAGUAUGAAUGAGCCAAAGCAUGGUCUCGCAUUGUGGGAGGCUAAAAUGGCUGAGAAGGCAAGAGAAAAAGAGGAGGACUGUGAAAAAUAUGGCCCAGAUUAUGUGCCUCAGAAAGUGCAUGGCAAAAAAGUAAAACGGGAGCCCACAGAAUCAAACGAGAACUUGGAACCAACCUACAUGCACUUCAUCAGGUCUCUUGCACAAAGGACGAUGUCACUCACCACGAACUCCACAGUUACCACAUCUCCAUAUGCCUUUACACGGGUUACUGGGCCUUACAACAGAUACAUAUAAGUCAAGUCUUUGUUCAUUACCUCAUCUGGUUUGUUGUUAUAUACUUUUUUUAAAAUGUCAGUAGGAUAAUAAUAAUUCUUUCUAGGCUGUAGGCAGAGAAAGGGUAAAAGACAGUAUUUUGCCUUUUAAAUUCUCAAUGGGAAAACCUCCUCUUACCAGCAAACAGCGUAACAUUAUGCCACUGCAUUUAUUGGGUGAGGGGUCACAGGUAACAUGGGUAAUGUGCUAAGAACUAAAGCCAAAGCACCCUAUGCAAAAUGAAUCACUGAUAGUCACCAGUUAUCACUGAAAAUCUGGUUUGACUGCUGGAAGAAAUAAUCCAUAUUCAUAAUUUUAAAAAAAAAACAAAUUGCAUCUGUGACCAUUUUAAUGAAAGCUAAUAAGUAAGAGAAGUCUGUUUGUUAAAGUGAACAUACUGUAGUAUUUCAGUAGCAGAAAUUUUAAAAUAUCUCCAGGUGCUGAAUUUACAAUGUGCUGAAAUACUGGAAAUAUAACUUUUUUUAACAUGCAGCUUUUUAAUGUGCAGGGUUUUGUUGUUUUUGUUUAUUUUCUGCUGUAAUCUUAUCAUUGACUUGAUUUUUUUUAAUCAGGAUAGCUACAUAUAUAACAAAGAAUACAAAGCAAAACACUGAAUUUGUUUGGAUAUUCUAAAACAUGGUGCUAUGUAGAAGAAUUGUGUCUAAUACAGCAGUUGAACAGUUUUAAUGCCUUUUUAAACCACAGUGGGUUAAAACUAUACUGUGCUAUCCUUGAACUGUAAACAGGAUCUUUAAAAAUUUGUGCUUUUGUAUCCAGUAAGCCUGGUCUUUUUUUUUUAAUGCAUUUUUAACAAAUGGGAAUUUUGAUGAGUCAGAACCAAAAGAUCUAACAAAGCAAUACAUGAGCAAUGGGAUUAAGGCAUGUUAAACCAGAGGUUUCUCUGAAACUUUCUGUUUCACAUAUUCUCUGCAUGAUGGGAGCAGUAAUGAGCCUUGGACUCAUGUGCUUCCAAUUCACCCACUUACUUCCCUGGUCCAAUCAAGAAAAACAAGACAGAGGAAUUAACUUCCUAUUCUAAACCAGUCAGUUUAGAAUAGGGAAACUAAAGAAGGGAAACUUUUUUUUAAAUAAGCUAUUAUCAAACCAUGGCUUAUGAACCUGUCUGGUUAACAAAUCAGAGUUUACGUUAACUAGACAUGGCCGUAAAGUUAAACCCUAGUUAAUUCAAAACAAAAUGUAGAUAUCUUUCUGUUUUCUCCUUGUGCCUAUACUGGAGUUAGUGUGAGGAGUGGGUAAGAUGAAGCUUUGCUUCAGUUCAUUCAUAUGUGAUGCCACCGCCCAAACUAAAGCCAAUCAGUUUAUAGCACAUUGUCAUGUAGUUCGGUGGUAGUGACCCUUUUUGCAGAAAUACUAUAUUUUCUUACAGCCAGAGUUUCCCCAGCCAGAAUUCUGGGAGCCACAGACAAGAAAUCAAAGCUCUCAAAUGUGUUUUCAUUCACUCAGAGUUGCCAUCUUCUGAAGGUCUCCUUAACCAUGUGCAGUCAAGUCCAUCCUGACAUGGUGACCAUUUUCAGGAUUGUCUAGGUGAAGAAUACUCAAAAGGUGUUUACCAUUCUCUCCUUCAGGGCUCCCUGGGACUUUGUAGCUUGCCCAAGGCCACACAGGCUGGCUCUACUUGAAGGAGGCACAGUAGAGAACUGAACUCCCAACCUCUGACUCCAUCGCCAGAUACUUACAUCACUGAGCUGUCCAGCCAGUGGAAGGUCUCCUUAGUAACCUUCACUUUGACUGUGAAGGAGGAAGUGGCUGAGAAGACCUAAGUUGCAGGAGAGCCACAAAGGGUUAUUAGAUUGGUAGUUUUUGGAGAGGCAUCCUGUACAGAAUCUAAUUUGCAGUCUCCUUUGCAGUUUAGCUUCUCCCAACCACUGCCUUCUUCAUAGCUAAAAUGAAGGUUGCUAAAGAAGGCUUUCUGAGCCUAUACCUGUGAAUAACUGAAAAUACCUCUGGACUUUUUGCUUGUUGUCUUUUUGCUUGUAGCUCUCAUAAUUUUGUCCAGAGGAAUUCCUGGUGAAUUCUGGGGUUUGUUGUGCAAACAAAAUUACAGAAAUCUUAUACCUAUUGAACAUCUUUACUGUAGGGUAGGUUUGAGGCGUUUACUGCCUGAGGUGCAGCAGAAAAUGGUUCCUAUCGCCACCUGACAUCUGUGUGCAUAGUUCCCCAGGCCAGUCAAAUUAUUUUGCCAUUCAACACUCUUCUCUUUCUUCCUGAUUCUACAUUACAGUUAUAAUCUAUGAAAUAGUGAAAGAUUUCCUGUAUUUUCAAAUGUGCUAUGUGGCUAGUGCCACACUUUGUCCAAAAGCCAAUGCUGUGCUUCUGUUCAAUGCCACUGUUUGUGGUAGAAUCAGUGGUCCCACUUCCCUCUGAUAGUCCCCUCGCAUAUCCUAAAAAUCCUGUUCUGUAGGGUCAUGAAACUCUCCAAAGCAGUUUUGUUUUGUUUGCUUGACACAACAGAGAGCUACAACAGGAGGAGGAAGGUAAUGGAUAGCAAAGUACAUCAUUGUAUCUUGGUCUCUGGCUAAUGAUAGAGUUUUGAAAUAAUAAGUUAAAGCUAAUGUCAGUACCUGUAACAGUCUUUAUUGGUAAGUGAGGAUGUAACGAAAGUACGUUCUAAAACUAACAUGAUCGAAAUGAAGUUGCUUUAUGCUUUA